ACAAUUAGCUAGCAUGUAACGUUAGCUUUUUGUCAGUGGUGCCUGUGGGUCUGCUUGUUGCAAUCAUAAGCUCACACAUACUGUCACCGUAGUGGAACUGUUUGUUAAAAUGGAUAUUUUAGAAGACGAUGAUCAGGAUGAGCUGAAAUACAAACGUAGCGGCCGCUUGGAUAUGAGCCACGGCUUCCUGCACCAUAUCCGGAGGAACCAGAUUGCUAGAGAUGACUAUGAUAGAGAGGUGAAGCAAGCCAAAGAAGUGAAGCAAGCCAAAGAGCUUCAGCGGCGGAGGAACACCACAACCCCGAGACGACCCCGGCGGCCUGAUAUCCAAGUGUACCAUCCUCGACGCAGAUAUGAAUCAGAGCCAGGGGCCGGUGCUGAGGCUGAAGAGUCGAAUGAGAGUGGGUCAAGCACAGAGACAGAGACCCAUGGUACUGAACUCUUCUGGCUUGACUAUCAGGCGGACUCUGGUACCCUUACCUCCUUCCUGGUGCACAAGGAGGAUAAGCCUGAGAAGGUGGUGGAUCGUGUCACAGAGAAGAACAUCCUGGAUUCAGCCAUGAGGGCAGCUCUAGAGGCUCGAAUUCGGAAGGAAAUUGACAAAAGACGAGACAAACGUUGAGUGAUAUUCUCAAACAGUUGACUAUGAUGACAGAGGGGCAAUCAGCAAAGAGGAGCAAUACUUCAUUUUCAGUUCUGCACCUCUACAUAGCAUUAACGCUGUUGACAGUGUUGGGGACACACCGAGGACUCUGGGAUCAUGUACAGUGACUAUCAGCAGAGAUCCAACUUCAUGACCCACAGUGAAUCUGUCUUUUGUUUGUGAAGGAGAAGGAACAGCACUUAUCAAAGACAGUAUGGUUGGGAGUUGACUGUCAGGUUCAUAUGUACUACAUUUUUCUCACCUUGUAUUGUUACCUCACACCCUCAUUCAUAAGUUUAAGGACACAUUGUACACCUUCAAGUUGGACUGGACCUAUGAAAUGAUAUUGUUGCUUUCUAACAGCUAAAUCCAGAAAAGGAAUAUGUACUCUUUGACAGAGAGCACUGAUGACCUCCCUCCUCUGUUGAACAUGUCCUGUGUUUUUUUGUGUUUACAAAGAUCUAGCUUUUAUAAAUGAGAUUAAUCCUUUUUUUUUGGUAAAAUGCUGUGAACGGAGCAUCAGUCUGUCAGUGAUUCUAUGUUCGGAAAUGUGAGAAUGUAGAUUUGUUUCCAGUGUGGCUGUGGCCAUGAUGAUGUGUUUGUGUGUUUGUUUUGAGUAUUCUAAUUUAUUUUGGAUUUUUAAAAAACUUUUAUUUUUGAUACCGAAUAUUUUUUGAGGACACGAGUCUUUUACGUACAAAACAAAUGACACAUAUGUAUAAAAGCCCUUUAUUACUGUCCAAUUGUGUCUGGAUGAGCACUUGUGGAAUUGAACAGCCAUAAAAUGUGAAUGCUUUUUCUUAGUGUCUUGAUGUGUUGUAAAAACUCUCAAAUG
Molecule: messenger RNA, 1478 nt
Organism: Anarrhichthys ocellatus (wolf-eel)
Lineage: Eukaryota; Metazoa; Chordata; Actinopteri; Perciformes; Anarhichadidae
Gene: cunh2orf68
Product: chromosome unknown C2orf68 homolog
Exons: 4
Coding region: 110-622 (170 amino acids)
Source: RefSeq, a predicted model, not a curated record